Molecule: messenger RNA, 1509 nt
Organism: Ambispora leptoticha
Lineage: Eukaryota; Fungi; Glomeromycota; Glomeromycetes; Archaeosporales; Ambisporaceae
Source: the annotation of a GenBank genome assembly
AUGUCUAUUAUGAAAUCAGUUUCGUUAUGUCGCGAUAAAUCGUUUUUGAAAAUUUCAAAUUUGUGGCCAUCCAUAGCUUAUAACUAUAGGAAUAAAUCUUUUCGAUUUGAUCAUUUAUUGGGAAAUCGACAAUUAAUAUUACAGAAUAAGUUACGUUUGAAUAUUUCCCGAGGUUUCACGUCUGAAAACGAAGUAAACAAGCUUUCACAUUCAAAAGGAAUUGGUGAAGAAAUUUUGUUUGAUCAAGAAAUUAUUCAUCAGGAAGGAAAUACAACAGAUAAUGAAAAAAUCAGCCAGAAUGAAGAGCAAAAAUCAACAGAAGCAACUAUCAGUAAAAACGCAGACCACGAACAACAAUCAAGAGAGAAUGUCGGAAAAAAUUCGAAUAAUGAGCAGGAAACAGGGGAAGAACAUACUUUAAGCCAGGAGGAAUUUCUGGAUUUUUCAGUGUUUCAAGCUGGUGACAUGGUAAUCGUACGUGAUCCAGUGAGGAGAGGUCGUCGUGCAGAAAAUGUCAGAUUGGUGGGUCCGUUAACUCCCGGUGUAGUGAUCUCAAAUCAUGAAGGAAUUUUAACGCAUAAUCAAAUUAUUGGACAAAAAUCCCGGUCGUUACUCAGGACACAUAUUGGUAAAGGUUUUUUGGUUCAAGUACCUACAUUGGAUGAAUACACUUUAUUGAUGCGUCGACACACCACACCUAUCUAUACAAAAGACGCAGCCGCAAUGAUAUCACUUUUAGAUCUACGUCCAUAUUCGUAUAUUCUUGAGGCUGGCUCAGGAAAUGGUUCUUUGACUCUUUACCUUGCACGUGCCUUAUACCCAGCUGGAAGUAUACAUUCGAUCGAUAAAGAGCCUAAAUAUCUAAAGAGAGCGAAACUUAACAUCGCAAAAUAUUGUCGUGGAAUGUAUUCUCCAUAUGUCACUUUUUCCGAGGGAACUGUCUCGCAGGUGCUCAAUUCUUUGCCUCCGGAUUCUCCAAAAUAUGAUGGGGUAGCAUUGGACAUGGCUGAACCAGAGAAAGAAUUACCUGCAAUUCUAAAUUGGUUAGAAAAUGAUCGUUUUAUUGUGUGUUGUUUGCCAAAUAUGACGCAAGUUCUGAAAUUAUUGAUGGAAAUCAAGACAAAAGGGUACGAACUUAGCACGGGAAAGAUUAUCGAAGCGACCUGGAAAAAUUGGGACAUUCGACCAACUGUUGUCAAAGCAAAUAAACACGACAAGCAACCUGACAAGAUAAAACCCAAAUCAGGAAAUCUUAAGAAAGUUGAAGAUGAUGACAAUUACGAAAAUACUAAUAAUGGGAAAGAUUAUGUCGAUGGUUCACCUCCGGAGCAUGAAGAUGAAAACGUUUGGAUAUGUCGACCUGAUCAUUCUCAGCUACCGCAUUCAGCUUUCAUUGUGCAAUUAAGAAAAACCGAAAAAAUAUCGGAUAUAGAUGUCAUUUAUGAAAAAGUUGAAGAAAGCGAUAGAGAAAUAACUGAGGAUGAUUUGGAUGCUAUUUGGAAGCCUUGA